AUGACCGAAAAUAUUCUUGAAGCAACAAUUUUGUCGGGAAAAUUUAAAGGAGAUAUCGUCCUGUUGCCACGUAUUCCACUGAUGGCGUCAGAAUCUCCAAUACCGUUUAAAAGGCUCCAAUUUCCGAUUUGUUUAGCUUUUGCGAUGACCAUAAAUAAAUCUCAAGGCCAAACAAUGUCUAUUUGCGGUUUGAAUUUGGAAAACACAUGUUUCUCACAUGGACAGCUAUAUGUUGCCUGCUCACGUGUAGGAAAACCAUCAAAUCUCUUCGUGUUAGCGAAAGACAGGUUAACCAGGAAUGUUGUACACAAAGUAGUACUUAGAUAA
Molecule: messenger RNA, 327 nt
Organism: Rhopalosiphum padi (bird cherry-oat aphid)
Lineage: Eukaryota; Metazoa; Arthropoda; Insecta; Hemiptera; Aphididae
Product: ATP-dependent DNA helicase pif1-like
Exons: 1
Coding region: 1-327 (108 amino acids)
Source: RefSeq, a predicted model, not a curated record